GUUUGUACAUCACCACGGCGCUAGUAGUACAAGCGCGCACUGGUGGGGACGCUCGAAGUGGUGGGGACACGGGUAUAUAAGCAGGCGCCCGAGACGAGACUGGCACUUCAUGCUCAACUGUGUUACAGAAAUUCAUGUACCAGUAUCUACUGUAUUGACAUAAUGAAGAGAAAACGACAAUUGAGUUUAAAAUCAACAAAUGAAUCUCGUGAAGGACAUUCUACCAGAUUCUUCUACGGUAACUCACAGACACAAAAAUCUGACGAAAAUUUGACAUUUUCUUCAUCGUCAUCAACUCCAAAGACAGAAGAGGCAGAACAUCGAAAAGCAGAGAAGAAAACUUUUCGCUCGAGUGGAAUAUUCAGAUUAAAAUCACCAACUAGAUCUCGCGAAGAAAUGUCUACCAGUUCAAUUGGAAAGACUGAAAAUGUGAAAGCUGGAAUUCCGGAGAAACAAUCUUUUACUUCCAGUGAAAGAUUGAGUUUAAAAUCAACAAAUGAAUCUCGUGAAGGACAUUCUACCAGAUUCUUCUACGGAAACCUACAGACACAAAAAUCUGACGAAAAUUUGACAUUUUCUUCAUCGUCAUCAACUCCAAAGACUGAGCAGGCUGAACCUCGAAAAGCAGAGAAGAAAACUUUUCGCUCGAGUGGAAUAUUCAGAUUAAAAUCACCAACUAGAUCUCGCGAAGAAAUGUCUACCAGUUCAAUUGGAAAGACUGAAAAUGUGAAAGCUGGAAUUCCGGAGAAACAAUCUUUUACUUCCAGUGAAAGAUUGAGUUUAAAAUCAACAAAUGAAUCUCGUGAAGGACAUUCUACCAGAUUCUUCUACGGUAACUCACAGACACAAAAAUCUGACGAAAAUUUGACAUUUUCUUCAUCGUCAUCAACUCCAAAGACAGAAGAGGCAGAACAUCGAAAAGCAGAGAAGAAAACUUUUCGCUCGAGUGGAAUAUUCAGAUUAAAAUCACCAACUAGAUCUCGCGAAGAAAUGUCUACCAGUUCAAUUGGAAAGACUGAAAAUGUGAAAGCUGGAAUUCCGGAGAAACAAUCUUUUACUUCCAGUGAAAGAUUGAGUUUAAAAUCAACAAAUGAAUCUCGUGAAGGACAUUCUACCAGAUUCUUCUACGGUAACUCACAGACACAAAAAUCUGACGAAAAUUUGACAUUUUCUUCAUCGUCAUCAACUCCAAAGACAGAAGAGGCAGAACAUCGAAAAGCAGAGAAGAAAACUUUUCGCUCGAGUGGAAUAUUCAGAUUAAAAUCACCAACCAGAUCUCGCGAAGAAGUGUGUGUCAGUUCGAUUGGAAAGACUGAAGAUCUAAAAUCUGGAAUUCCGGAGAAACAAUUUUUCUCUUGUAGUGAAAGAUUGAGUUUAAAAUGUAAGUUUUUUAAAAUUAUUUUCUUCUAGUAUUUGAUUUAAAUUGAGGAAUUUUUUAAUUUUAAUUCUUUUGUUUCUUUUUAAUUUUCAGCACCAACUGGAUCUCGCGGAGAAAUGUCUAUCAGUUUAAUUGGAAAGACUGAAAAGCAAAUUUUGUCUUCGAGUAAAGGACCGGAAAAAAAAAUUUCAUUUCAUAGUCAAAGAUUAAGUUUGAAAUGUAAGUUUUUAAUAAUUAACCAAGGAAAAAAUGAUUCGUACGAUGAAUCAUUUUCACCUGGGUACAUUUUAAAAAUAUUUUAUUAAAAUAACAAUUUAAAA
Molecule: messenger RNA, 1698 nt
Organism: Leptopilina heterotoma
Lineage: Eukaryota; Metazoa; Arthropoda; Insecta; Hymenoptera; Figitidae
Exons: 10
Coding region: 163-1410 (415 amino acids)
Source: RefSeq, a predicted model, not a curated record